GUUUAAAUGUCUUAUCUUAAUGUCUUAAUCUCUCUCUGAUUUUUUUUAUUCCCUCUGGGUGUUAAUAAACUCUGGUCUGUCUGUUUCUCUCUGCAGGUCUGGAUGAUGGAUGGUGUCACUCAACAAUGUUCAGUCCUCUGGACAGCGUGGCCAAAGAAUUGGGUUCCCACCUUUUACAAACUCUGGAUGGAUUUGUGUUUGUUGUUGCCUCUGAUGGCAAAAUCAUGUACAUCUCUGAAACAGCAUCAGUCCACCUUGGCCUGUCCCAGGUGGAGCUAACAGGAAAUAGCAUAUUUGAGUACAUCCAUCCAUCAGACCAAGACGAGAUGACAGCAAUGCUGGGUCUUUGCCAGCCCCCACACCAUUACUUCUCUCCAGGUACAUAAACACACUUUUAUUUGCUAAUUUCCCAUUUUCCUCUUUAAUUAAACUAUUACAUACCUCUUUUCUUGAUUGAAUUCUGUAUAAUUCUUUAUAUAAACAAGGUACUCACUGUAUACUGUUCUGCUGCUCUCU
Molecule: messenger RNA, 516 nt
Organism: Scatophagus argus
Lineage: Eukaryota; Metazoa; Chordata; Actinopteri; Scatophagidae
Gene: sim2
Product: SIM bHLH transcription factor 2
Exons: 3
Coding region: 126-386 (86 amino acids)
Biological process (GO): regulation of transcription by RNA polymerase II
Molecular function (GO): RNA polymerase II transcription regulatory region sequence-specific DNA binding; DNA-binding transcription factor activity, RNA polymerase II-specific
Source: RefSeq, a predicted model, not a curated record